This is a messenger RNA of Neltuma alba, 1580 nucleotides long. RefSeq names its product bifunctional aspartate aminotransferase and glutamate/aspartate-prephenate aminotransferase-like. Gene Ontology annotation, biological process: biosynthetic process; amino acid metabolic process. Gene Ontology annotation, molecular function: transaminase activity; pyridoxal phosphate binding. The transcript is spliced from 9 exons. The record is from RefSeq and is a predicted model, not a curated record. The coding region runs from base 164 to 1429 and encodes 421 amino acids. Lineage: Eukaryota; Viridiplantae; Streptophyta; Magnoliopsida; Fabales; Fabaceae.
AUUUCCACUGAUCUCUCGGUUUUGCUUUUCCCUGCUAUUCAAUCCCCCAGUGAGUUGCUUCCUCUUCAACCCUAAUUUAAGCUUCUGUUUCACUCUUGUUCACUUUCUCACACACCAAUCAAUUUGGUUUUUGUAGUUUUAGGAGCUGAAUCAAACCGACGAGAUGGCGAGGAGCAACUUAGAUGAAAUCAGAGUUGAUAUUUCUGUGAGCCCCAGAGUUAAUUAUUUCAAACUUCCAAAGAUUCAAAUAAUCAGUGAUCAAGCCAAGGCUCUUAUGGAAGCUGGCGCUCCUGUGAUCAGCCUAUCGGCCGGAGAGCCUGAUUUUGAUACACCAGCCGCGAUAUCUGAGGCUGGAAUGAAUGCAAUUCGUGAUGGUUUCACUAGAUACACCCCACACGCUGGAACACUAGAACUCCGCCAAGCAAUCUGUCGCAAGUUAGAAGAGGAGAAUGGGAUAGCUUAUACUCCAGAUCAGGUUGUGAUUAGUAACGGAGCCAAGCAAAGUAUUGUCCAAGCCAUUCAUGCAGUUUGUUCCUCUGGAGAUGAGGUCAUUAUUCCAUCUCCAUAUUGGGCAGCCUACCUAGAAAUGGCAAGGAUGGCUGAGGCAAGUCCUGUUAUAGUUCCAACAAGCACAGCCAAUAACUUUCUGUUGGAUCCAAAGCUUCUUGAAUCUACACUUACUGAAAGAUCAAGAUUACUUAUUCUUUGUUCUCCAUCUAACCCAACUGGAUCUGUUUACCCUAAGAAAUUGCUUGAAGAGAUAGCUCAAAUUGUAGCAAAGCAUCCCCGGCUGCUGGUUUUAUCUGAUGAAAUUUAUGAACACAUAAUUUAUGCACCUGCAACUCAUACUAGCUUUGCCUCUCUACCGGGCAUGUGGAACAGGACACUAACAGUAAAUGGGUUUUCCAAGGCCUUUGCAAUGACUGGUUGGCGUGUUGGAUAUAUUGCUGGUCCAAAGCAUUUUGUUGCAGCAUGUGGAAAGAUCCAGGGUCUGAUGACUUCAGGGGCAAAUAGUAUAUCUCAGAAAGCUGCAUUGGCUGCACUAGGACUUGGUCAUGCUGGUGGGGAGGUAGUUUCCAUAAUGGUAAAAGCAUUUAAAGAGCGGCGAGAUUUCAUGGUCAAAAGUUUUAGGGAAAUGGAAGGUGUCAAGAUAUCAGAACCUCAGGGAGCAUUUUUUGUGUUCAUUGACGUAAGCUGGUACUAUGGAAGACAAGCUGAAGAGUUUGGCGUGAUUGAGGAUUCUGAGUCCUUCUGUCGGUUCCUAUUGGACAAGGCACAGGUGGCUCUAGUGCCGGGAAGUGCCUUUGGAGAUGAUAAUUGUGUUCGCAUCUCUUACUCAUCAUCCCUCACCACCCUGCAAGAAGCUGUAAGGCGAAUCAAGGAAUCACUUGUUCCUUUAACCACACGGCCUCUGGUUUCAAGUCAUUAAGCUUUCUAAUGAGUUCCAUUCUGUCAUUGGAUUGGAAAUAUGACGUAUUUUCAUUGUAUAGGGCAUUAUUUAGAAAGAAUUUUUGGUCCUAAAUAUAAGUCAUUAACCAACUUAUUAGUAACUUACUUUCCAAUUUUACCCUUUUUAAUAA